AUGUCGCGAUAUGGCUGGUCCCUCAACCGCGAGCAAAGCUCGCCGUACGGCUCCGUGACAGGCGGCGUCCCUGCCGUAACAGACGAAGACUUUAGCUACAUUACAUCACAAGACCUGGACGAUCCUCCCUACCCCAGAGCGCGACCUGGCGGCUCCCCGCCAGAGGAUGAUGUGCUACUCAUCAAAAACAAGGGCGUGACGUACCCGACGCAUUUCCCGGCAUACUCCAUCGGGGAUGGGAAGCUACGCGUAAUGGACGUGCGGGAGCGCAUCGGCCUGAUGAUGGAGUUGUCCGAGAGCGCGACUCGCCGCAUCAAGCUUCUUUACAAAGGACUCCAACUUAAAGAACCCGCUGCACCUGUGCGGGACUACGGAGUGAAGAACAACAGCGAGUUGAUGACGGUCAUUGCAAACAUCCAAGACGAGAGCAGCGCGUCCGAGGAGGAAAUGGUCAUUGUCAACGACAACCAGUCAGGCCGUCGUAAGAAGAAGCGAUCCAAGAAGAAGGGAUCCAAGGCCGAUGGUGACACUGCCAGCAGUCCCCCUGAUAGCACGUCCAAUGCGGAAGCUAGCUCACCUACUCCCGGUGCCGGCCUCAUGAAGAAGCUCGACGAGCUGUCGGAUGAAUUUUCCACCAACUGGCUGCCUCUCUGCGACAGAUUUAUUGCAUCCCCACCGAGCGAUCCCAAGAAGCGCGAGGAAGAGCACAGAAAGUAUUCCGAGUCGAUUAUGCAGACUAUCCUCCUCAAGUUAGAUGCAGUGGACACCAGAGGCAUCGCAGAAGUGAGGGCGAGAAGAAAGGAAGUGGUGAAGAAGGUUCAAGAAACAUUGAAAGCAUUAGAUGCAGCAAAGGCUUCCUAG
Messenger RNA from Metarhizium album ARSEF 1941, 861 nucleotides. RefSeq names its product BAG domain protein. The transcript has a single exon. Gene Ontology annotation, biological process: mRNA splicing, via spliceosome. Lineage: Eukaryota; Fungi; Ascomycota; Sordariomycetes; Hypocreales; Clavicipitaceae. The record is from RefSeq and is a predicted model, not a curated record. Gene Ontology annotation, cellular component: U12-type spliceosomal complex. Gene Ontology annotation, molecular function: protein-folding chaperone binding. Bases 1 to 861 code for a protein of 286 amino acids.